AUGGCAGAGCCUCAAUCAGGAGCGUCAGUUGCCGGACAAAAGAGAAAUCGUGACAAAACUUCGCUCUCGCCCCAAUCGGAGCACAAUAAUCCUCGACAGGCGCCUCAACCUGCGGCCUACGCAACCCGCCCCCGGGCAAGACGACCGUACAAUAAAGCCUCAUUCCGUCAGGGCUCUCGACACUCUACAGCAAACGCCUUUGCUGAGUCCACGAACUCUGAUCAGUCGAGGAGUUUGUCGCGCGCCUCUCGGCCAUUCCCCUACAAGUGGCACGACGACCUCAACCGGUCGAUAUUGGACGCCCUCAGUCGACCCAGAACUCCUGGAUCCAGCCGGCCCGCCAGCGUCAGCUCUACCCGUCCGGAGAGCGCUGCAUCUACAACAUCUCGAGCAAGCUCGUCGUCGUUGCGCAGCUGCCUCUCUCGAGGAAGCGGCCCCAACGAUGGCCGUCGUGUCCAUUGGUCCGAUCAAGAGCGGUCAUUGCCUUCGCCGGCUCCCCGAGCCCCCGCCCCGCCUCAACCUCUGACCUCGGAGGCCGUCUUACCGUUCGAAACGACCGCAACCGUCCACGAGAACACGACGGACCGCCCUCAUCCCCCAUCGCACCUCCCUGUUGAAGAACCCAAACUACCAUCUGCUCCUACACUCGAGGCUUCUGCAUCUCCCCCUGCCGAGGACGGCCUCGCCGACGGUGCUAGGACACGGAUCGCCGAGCCCGCAGCUGAAGGAGCCUCCGCGGUCACAUUGGCAACGGCGCAGGACAAGCAGCAGGAUGCUGGCAACCUCCUCGAACUACCAUCGGCUCCUACACUCGAUGCUUCUGCAUCUCCCCCUGCCGAGGACGACCUCGCCGACGGUGCUGGGACACAGAUCGCCGAGCCCGCAUCUGAAGGAGACUCCGCGGUCACAUUGACAACGGCGCCGGGCAAGCAGCAGGUCGCUGGCAACCUCCUCGAACUACCGUCUGCUCCUACACUCGAUGCUUUUGCAUCUCCCCCUGACGAGGACGACCUCGCCGACGGUGCUGGGACACAGAUCGCCGAGCCCGCAUCUGAAGGAGCCUCCGCGGCCACAUUGGCAACGGCGCAGGACAAGCAGCAGGCUGCUGGCAACCUCCUCAACUCGGCCAAACCCAGCACCUCACAAUUGAAGAGCGAAACCGACGUGACUCGACCAGUGAGCCGAAUCCCACGCAGGAUGGCCUCGAGCACGUUGAUGGCAGGCAGGAAGGCAUGUAUGGAGAAGCCAGAGAGCAGCAACAGUACCCAGCUGAACUUCAAGUCGAAGCAGGACCAAGACUCAGCUAUCUUCCACGAACUCAUCAGCCCCGGCGGGAAAACUUACACGGCCCGGACCGGCCAGCUGUUUGUAACGAACAACUCCGACACCCUAAUUGCCGUCGCGAGGCGCCUGAACCUUCUACCGACGGAGCUGAAGAGCAUCAGCGUACCAGUGCCCGUUCCGGAGCUCAAAGCUCGUGGGUGGAUAGGCAAGUUGGUAUCCGUUCGUGCGCGCCGCCGACCAGUCACCGGCGAGGCCAACCAUGGCUUCACCGAGGAGAGCCUGAUGAUCACACUUCGGCCCCUAGAGGGAGGACGAGCCCACACGUACGGCACGCGCGCUCUGCACGGACGCAGCAAGGAGCAGUGGAGGACUUUGGCGACAUUCUUGACCCAUUGCUUGGAGGUGGACUCUGUGUCCGCACAAGACAGCCCCGUCGCGCCCGCCCCAUCCCCGUCUCCAUCGUCUACUGGCAUCCUCCCCGACGAGCCAAGCGCAGUGCUUGCCUCCCGACCCAAGCCCAGCCGCUCCGACGUUGCGAAGCUCGCUGUGCUUGCGCCGAUCGUCGCAACCGUCCCAGCCGCAGACGUAGCCGACGCGAUGCCGAUAAGUCUUCGCGGCCAUCUCAACACCGCCGACGACGAUGAGACCACCAAAGUGGCCGAGUCACUCCGUCAAGACAAUGCAGGUGAUUCGAGGGCGAAUCAUGGCGAACGUCUGCGUGCCAACAUCGCAGCAAUUCGACAGAGCAUCGAAGACGGCCAGGAGCGCAUCCAGAUGCUAGAGGGACAGAUGGAUGCUCAACAACAGCAGAUAAAUACCAUUCGUGACCACCUCGCCUCGCAGCUGCUUAUCCUCGAGGACCUCGAGGCUGAGGUCGUCUCGUUUUCGUCGCUGCACCACCAAUAG
Messenger RNA from Trichosporon asahii var. asahii CBS 2479, 2190 nucleotides. RefSeq lists its product as uncharacterized. The record is from RefSeq and is a predicted model, not a curated record. The transcript has 3 exons. Lineage: Eukaryota; Fungi; Basidiomycota; Tremellomycetes; Trichosporonales; Trichosporonaceae. Bases 1 to 2190 code for a protein of 729 amino acids.